ACAACAUUUGUCCUAGCACAAGCAAUUGAAUUAAAAUGUUUUUCAGAUUAAACAUCAAACAACAUUGUGAACAGUUUUAGACAUUUAUACUUUCCUUUUGUCAGUUUCUUUAUGAGGUCAUCACAACCGUUGGAGCUUCACCCUCGAGGUCUCUGUUUUUUUGAGUUAAGUACACAAGAUAUCGGGCAAGGAGCCUGUCGAUCUCCUGUCCAGCUCCUCUGAAGGGCCAAAACAAAGCUAGGAUGAUGGGGGAGUUUGCAGGAGCUGAUGUUGGGCACUCAGGGAAUUCAGGAGUCAUUGACACAGGAAGUUCAGUGAAGGAGAAAAAGAAAUAUGAACGGGAGUUUCUCCUGAAUUUACAGUUUGUUCCGGCGAGCUUGCAAAAGCCAAAAUGCCUCAACGACCUCAGUGACAUCGUCCUGGACAAGCCCAACAUGAAUCCUCUGCAUCGACCUGGUCGUCAUGACUUCAUACCACCUUUUGCAAACCUGUCCAGGUCCAGCACCGGGCGGUCGGAAGCUCGUCUCUCUCAGACAGAAAGGCGGUACAUAAGGAUCGAGCCUCUGGAGAGUCCUCAGCCGAGGAAGAUCAUCUCGGGGAUGCCCCUCUCGGAUGUGAAGCUGAACAAAGCUGAGAACGCCUGGAGGCCCUCCAUGAAGAAGUCCUGCCAGGCAGCAGGAAGAGAGGCAGAGAAGGACCGGGAGACCCAGGAUCUGCUGAAGAAGUUUCGCAGCAUCCUCAACAAACUGACCCCUGAGAAGUUCAACCAGCUGAUGAAACGAGUCACAGACCUGAAUAUCAACUCAGAAGAGAAGUUGAAAGGAGUCAUUGACCUCAUGUUUGAGAAGGCCAUCUCUGAACCAAACUUCUCUGUGGCCUACGCCAGGAUGUGCCACCAUCUCAAGGCGAUUGAGGUGCAGAAGGCAGACAAACCCGGCCAGAAGGUGAAAUUCAGUGCACUGCUGCUGGUCCAGUGCCAGAAAGAGUUCCAGACAGACAAGAACCACAACCAGCUGGUUUUACAGAAGCAGAAGGAGUUAGAGGAGGCUUCAGGGGAGCUCGAGAAGCAGCUCCUGACUGAAGAGCUGGAGGAGGCCAAAGACAAAGCCAGGAGAAGAUCCCUCGGCAACGUGAGGUUCAUCGGCGAGCUCUUCAACCUCAGGAUGCUUAACGACGUAAUCAUGCACGACUGCAUCAUAAAGCUUCUCCGGACGCCUGACGACGAGUUCCUGGAGUGUCUUUGCAAACUCUUGUCCACCAUCGGGAAGAACCUGGACGCAGACAAUGACCAGACUCAUAUGGACAAGUACUUCUACCAGAUGAAGACCAUAGUGAAGGAGAGAAGAACCUCCACCAGAAUCCGCUUCAUGCUACAGGACGUGCUGGACCUUCGGCAGAACAAUUGGGUCCCUCGGAGGGGUGAUCAAGGACCAAAGACCCUGGACCAAAUACACAAGGAGGCUGAGUUGGAGAAGCAGAUGGAGCAAGUGAAGGUGCAUCAAUCCACGUUCUUCAAAAGGGAGAUGAGCGGGAGUCCAGAGGGCAGGAUGGUCAGGGCAGGUCCGGGAGUCGGUGGAGGCAGCUACAGCCCUCGAGACAGUAUUUGGCGGCAAGAUGAGCGGUGGAAGCCAGUUCCGAACCUACGGAAGCAGGCAGUCGACAUCCCGCACCUGAGCAACGGCACAAAGAGGCCACUCCGAGACUAUCAUCGCUCGCUCGUCCUGGGAGAAGGAGUAGGAGCACGCCUCAACUGGUGCAAAGGAAACGCCAGCGACGUCGUGGAGUCUGGACUGGACUCACUCGGUCGUCCAUUGGUCACCAGCAUUUACAGAGCCAGCACCGGUCGGCAGCUCUACAGUCCGUGCGAACACUCGGAUCAUGGCUCCGACCUGCGCUCUGACAGUGAAGGAGACCAGCUGAGGGUGCACAGGUAUAGCGUCAUACGCGAGUAUGAGCACAGGCAGCAGCCGAGACGCCACACCAGGUCUGCAGACUCGGUGAACGGAGAAGAAGACGGGGCAGAGUGUCAGCGCUCCAGAGAACACAGCAGGAAUGGGCACAAAACCGCCACGUCCCCGCCCCCAGUGACCAACCUGAAGAACAAGUCCACAGCCAUCAUCCAAGAGUACCUCACCAUCAACGACCUGAAGGAAGCUUUGACUUGUGUUCAGGAGCUAAACUGCCCUCAGCUGCUGUUUGUCUUUGUGCAAACUGGUCUGGAUUAUACCUUGGAAAAAAGCCCCAAAGCAAGGGAGGACAUGGGGCUGCUGCUGCUUCACCUGAUCAAGAACCAAACGCUGCAGACUCAGCAGUACUACAAAGGGCUUCACCACAUCCUGGAGAUGGUUGAGGACCUGGUCAUAGACAUCCCGCACAUUUGGCUGUACCUGGCAGAACUGAUCCGUCCCAUGGUCCAAGAGGGCGUUGUCCCAAUGGGGGCGCUCUUCAGGGAGAUUUCCAAAUGUCUAACUCCAUCAGGGAAGGCUGACAAGCUGCUGGUUCCAAUCCUGGAACUGCUCUGCAGACACAUGGGCCAGGACUCAGUGAAGACCAUGUGGAGAGAGGCGGGGCUGCAGUGGACGGACUUCCUCCCUAAAGAAGUCACAGUCAAAACAUUUGUGAAAGAAAGGAAUCUGGAGUUCACACUUGAGGAUGAUUCACAGAAGAAGAAGCGACUGAACGACGCAGAGAUCACCUCACAGCUCUCCCUCCUCCUGCAGGAGGAGGCCGACAACCAGAACAUCUCCAGCUGGAUUCAGAUGAACGUUGAGGAGCAGCAGAUGGCCUCCGACAUGUUUGCUCGAGUCCUUACGACCUGCGUCUGCCAGUCGGCAAUCACCUUCAAGACCGUCUUCAAGGUGAGCGCGAGGCAGAUCCAUCGACGGGCCAAGCUGCUGCAGAAGUUCCUGACAGAUGAGCGGAAGCAGCUGCAGGCUCUGUUCGCUCUUCAGGCUCUGAUGGUGCAGAUGGACCAUCCAGCAUAUUUGCUCCGGAUGUUCUUUGACACUCUCCUGGACGAGGACCUCAUCACAGAGGAGACCUUCUUCUCCUGGGAGUCAAGCAAAGACCCGGCUGAGAUGCUGGGCAGGCAGCCAGCACUCCACUCCGUUGCAGGCUUCUUCACUUGGCUCAGAGACGUUGAGGACUUCAUCAUCUAACUCGAGAGACUUUGCACAGACAUUUUAUUAUAAUAUAAUAUAAUUAUAUAUUAC
Molecule: messenger RNA, 3212 nt
Organism: Synchiropus splendidus (mandarinfish)
Lineage: Eukaryota; Metazoa; Chordata; Actinopteri; Syngnathiformes; Callionymidae
Product: eukaryotic translation initiation factor 4 gamma 1-like
Exons: 20
Coding region: 243-3158 (971 amino acids)
Cellular component (GO): eukaryotic translation initiation factor 4F complex
Molecular function (GO): mRNA binding; protein binding; translation initiation factor activity
Source: RefSeq, a predicted model, not a curated record